AUGAUAUUGUAUGGUGACAACUUGGAUCUUGAACUCUAUAUCCAAGGACAUCGUGGAGGCCUUCAUGUAUAUGAAGUCCUCCGAAACCUCUGGAUCGACCUUGAGCAAGGCUAUGGAGAAUGCAACGGGCCUCAGUUAUACCAAAUUCAGAGACAAAUCUAUUCAAUGACACAGGGUCAUCUUCCUCUGUCAUCCUAUUUUACGAAUAUGAAGAGAUUGUGGGACAAAAUGGCAGAACUAAAGCCAACACCCCAGUGCACGUGCAGCGGGUGUACCUGUGGGGCAUGGAAGGCAGUGAAGGACUUAGCUGCUUUCACGCAACUGAUGCAAUUUCUGAUGGGGCUCAAUGAUGUUUUUGAGAUUGUACUCCAUCAAUUGCUGGUCAUGGAGCCGGUUCCUUCCAUUAACAAGGCCUACUCUAUCAUAUAG
Sesamum indicum (sesame) is the source of this 429-nucleotide messenger RNA. RefSeq lists its product as uncharacterized. The record is from RefSeq and is a predicted model, not a curated record. Lineage: Eukaryota; Viridiplantae; Streptophyta; Magnoliopsida; Lamiales; Pedaliaceae.